This is a messenger RNA of Suricata suricatta (meerkat), 3824 nucleotides long. It is a transcript of the gene IL18R1, whose product is annotated as interleukin 18 receptor 1. Bases 669 to 2288 code for a protein of 539 amino acids. NCBI's taxonomy places the organism in Eukaryota, Metazoa, Chordata, Mammalia, Carnivora, Herpestidae. The record is from RefSeq and is a predicted model, not a curated record. The transcript is spliced from 13 exons. Gene Ontology annotation, molecular function: interleukin-18 binding; interleukin-18 receptor activity. Gene Ontology annotation, biological process: interleukin-18-mediated signaling pathway; positive regulation of type II interferon production.
GCCCACAACCCUGGCACGCGAGGCGGGGCGCCCCGCACCAGGAGCACUGCGGGGCCGGGCCUCCAGGGAAGGGACGUACCCCACACAGAGCAGCCGGCAGAGUGGGAGGGUCCCCCCAGCCCUCAGCCCCGCCCCGGGAGCAUCUACGAUUGGAGCAACCCAGCCCUGGAGCACUCGACGGGACCCAGCACUGGCCUCUCCAGCACUGCCGGCUCCCGGGACCACGGCCCACCCGCCGCCAGACGCGUUUUCCUUUUUCUCCUUUUUUUUUUCUUUUUUCUCCAACCUUCUCUGGCUGCCUUGUAUCCUUAAUCGCACUUGCUGCCCCUCUCUUUCCCUUCGUGUUUCACAGUGCUGGGGAGGCGGAGAUUGAAGUUUCUCAUCUGCUUUUUGAACUCCUGCUUCCGUCGCCGUCGGCCGUCGCCGAGGCCACCAGGGUGGCGGAGGGAAGGCCGCCCCCGCGCCAGUCUCGGGGACUCCCCUCUGAAGGUGCCUCCUGGAGCUAGAGCCCUGAGCAUGCUGCACUGCAGGAGACCUUGAAAAUUAACAAAAACCAAAACCAAGAAAAAAACCAGCAGUGCCUUUUAUGAGUCUGUGUCAACCUUCACCAGAGGAAAUAAUACUUUUCAUUCUACCCAAGAGAGACCACUGGAAACGGAAUCCUAAAUAUGCAUCAUAUAGAACUGCUCUUGGCACUUUUGGCGCUUAUGUUUACAAGCACCUCAGAAAUCUGUAUUUCACGUCAUAACAUCUCUGCAAUUGAAGGGGAACUUUUCUAUCUGAAAUACUGCUCAUCAGCCUCUGAGCACAAUAAUGAAACAGCCACUAUCAAGUGGUACAAGAACAAUGAAUCACAUGGAUGCAUUGAGCUAAACUCAAGCAGUUCACCCAGAAUUACUUUGCGUGAUUCUGUUUUGGAGUUUUGGCCAGUUGAGUUGGAGGACAGUGGAUCUUACAUUUUCCAAAUGGGAAAUGAUACUCAUAAAUGGAAAUUAAAUGUCAUUGGAAGAAGUAAACACAACUGUUAUUCUGAAAAACUAAUAAUUAGUAAAACUGUAGAAGUUCAGAAAUCUUUGCCUGUAGCCUGUAAACAUGACUACUAUCAACCAUUGGUCAAUAGAACAGCAUUGUAUAAGAACUGUGUAAAGAUAAAGGAGGGCAAAACCCCAGGUUUAAAGAAGAAUGCAGAGUUUGCAGAUCAGGGAUAUUACACCUGUGUGUUUUUCAUCCCUCAUAAUGGAAGACUAUUUAAUGCCACCAAAACCAUCAAUGUCACCAUCGUUGGAGAUCGCAGUAAAAUAAUUCCUGUUCUUCUUGGACCAAAGCUUAACCGUGUGAAGGUGGAAUUAGGAAAAGAUGUAGAACUCAAUUGCUCUGCUUUGGCGAAUGAAAGGGAUCUUAUUUAUUGGAACUUGUGGGACGAAAAUGGAAAGGAGCCCAAUGUACAUGAGGAGAAGGUAACAAAAAUUAGGACUCCAGAAGGCAAAUUGUAUGUGUCAAGAAUGUUGGGAAUUAAGAAUAUUAAUGAGAAAAAUCUAAAAUUUUCGUAUAAUUGCACUGUGGUCAGCGAGGGAGGCACAGACACCAUAAACUUUGUCUUGUUGAAAAAAGAAGAUAUGGAUGACAUUCCAGGCCACAUCUUCACCAGAGGAAUGAUUGUGGCUGUUUCAGUCUUGGUGGUAGUUGUGUGCCUAGUGAUAAUGGGUGUCAUUUAUAGAGUUGACUUGGUUCUAUUUUACAGACAUUUCAUGAGAAAAGAUGAAACACUAACAGAUGGGAAAACAUAUGAUGCUUUUGUGUCUUACCUAAAAGACUGUGGACCCGAGAAUGGAGAGGAGCACACCUUUGCUGUGGAGAUUUUGCCCAGGGUGUUGGAGAAACACUUUGGGUAUAAAUUAUGCAUAUAUGAAAGGGAUGUGGUGCCUGGAGGAGCUGUUGUUGAUGAAAUCCACUCGUUAAUAGAAAAAAGCAGAAGACUGAUCAUUGUCCUAAGUCAAAGCUACAUGUCCAAUGAAGUCAGGUAUGAACUUGAAAGUGGACUCCAUGAGGCUCUGGUAGAAAGGAAAAUUAAAAUCAUCCUAAUUGAAUUUACACCUGUCAGUGACUUCACGUUCUUCCCCCAAUCACUAAAGCUUUUGAAAUCUCACAGAGUUCUCAAGUGGAACGCUGAUAAACCUCUGUCAUAUAACUCAAGGUUCUGGAAAAAUCUUCUUUACCUGAUGCCUGCAAAAAUGGUCAAGCCUUGUGGAGCUGAGUCUGAAGUCUUGCCUGUUCUUUCACAGUCCUGAUCUUUAGAAAAGCCGAAUGUAAGAAAGGCCUCUUGAUGCUCUGGGCCCGGGAGGGGAGGAGCCUGUUUUUAACAAAGGGCCCUAUUACAAAUGUUUGACUCUGAAAAUUCUGCUGGUAGUUUGAAGAUGGAAGUCGUCACUGGGUUGCCAGGGAUAGGACUAAACACUGAGCUGUGGUCAUGUGCUCCCAGUGGAACCCGGAAUUCAAAAGCAAUCAGUGUACCUUCUCUGUUUCUUCCGCCUCCGUAACUGGAUACAGAUGCUCAUUCUCAAUCCAUAUUCAACAACUGUGAGGCUGGGCACGAAGCAAAGUAAUGUAUGCUCUACAAAAAGCGCACAUCUUCACAGUUUUAAUGCCCAUGAUUGAACUAAAGGAUUUUAUGUUCAUGAAGUGGCAUUUUCUACGAGCCUGUAGUGACAUAGUAACUGAAAUGGUGCCUUCACUCCCCCACAAUGCCUCCUCCCUCUAAGCACCAUGGAUAGUCCCUGGGAUGUGGCAGAGAGCAGGCAGGGGGCUGUGUGCAGAGGAGGGGCCAAGGCGUGACAAGUCCUCAGCCUCGGGCCAUGUUCAGUGUGUCCUGACCACAGCAGCAGACCCACAGUUAUCAAAACCCCCCUAAAGCACUGCACAGGGCUUGCUUAAUUGGGCCUGUUUGGAGGGAACUCCCCCAUAGGCUGAGGCACACAUUUUCAUUUAAAUCAUUCUCUGGGUCUUUCAAAACUGCUCUAAAGCAUUUGUUAAUUUAACAAACAGGAAUGUUUAUGCACAGGAUGGGUGCCAGGUCAGAUUUUCCAUAUGUGCCAUUAGCCACUGUUAUGCAUUAGCCACAGUGGGGGAGUUGGGGGGGGGGGCAGGCAUGAAACUUGACAUUGGGAGACGUGUAUCUGUCUCCUUCAAGUGAGCUCAGUCCUGUGUGCCUUGUCGGGAUGAGCGCUGGGUGUUAUAUGGAAACCAACUUGACAAUAAAUUCUAAAAGAAAAAGUAUAAAAGAAAGAAAAACUGCUACAUUGUCACUAAAUGUCACAGGGAAAAGGAAAACAAGUGUCUAAAUCACUGGGCAUUCUUCUUGUAAAAGAGCAGAAUGUUUUCUGAAAAGAUCUGUUUCAUUUUCAGUCCUAACAUGACUUGGAGUGGUGAAAAAUUAAUAAAUGAUAACUAAACUUAAUGAGGAUACUAGAAUCAAUUUUAAAUUGAAUUAUUGAAAAAAAACCCCAAAAAACCCCAGCUGUGGUAGAUAUUGCUAAAAAGAAAAAAAAAAUGAGAUUUUCAGUGUUAGAAAGCAAUUUGCUUUUUUGGAGGACUUAAAACUUUGCGUUCUAGUCAGAUGGCUAAAAAAGUAAAAGAAUCUAAUUGUGUGUGAAAACAUACAGUCACGAGAAAUUUUAUUGCUAUCAUCAGAGUCUCCACUAUGUAGACUUAUUUUGCUUUGCUUUUCUAUUAUGUGUGCUGUAAAAUAUAUUGUGUUAUUAUUAAGUUUUGUAUUAAAUGUGUUAAAUGAGUACAUUAAAUAUAUGUUCUAAAAGACAUUAAAAGAA